GAUAGCGCAAUCUCGGUAAUGUUGCAUCAGACUGAUGUUUCGGUAUUUUCUUAUAAUUAUUAACGUGAAAUUAUGCCCGGAAUCAUUAUUAUCUAUGUAAGACAACAUUAUGAGUUAUAACUACUUAAACUUUGCACUUUCCAUUAAAAGUAUCGGCUCAAAUUGCAACGCGUUGUAAGGUCUUUGUUGUCCAGCUGGAAACAACUCCGUGAAAGUUACAGACUCUGGCUGCUGCAGACGUGAAGUGAAGUUGUAGUUCUCUCCUAAAAAACAUGAAUGUGUCACUGCAGUCAGUGUUUGUAGGUUAUUUUUAUCUAUAAACUAUAAACUGUUGAUGAAAACAGUUAUGGCCAAGCAUGCAGUGCUGUCAUCGGGGGUCAAAAUGUGGAGAUCUCUGUCCUGUGCGAAGUCAGAGCUGCGCCUGGAUCUCACUCUGGCCUGUGGACAGUCUUUCCGCUGGAGAGAAACUGCAGAAGGCCACUGGACAGGAGUGAUGGCAGGACGAGUUUGGACUCUGACUCAAACGGAUGACACUGUUUGGUACCAUGUUUACAAAGACAAAGGCAUGCAGGGGGAGGGAUGUGACAGCAAGAGGGGAGCUGGUGUUUCUCUCCAGAUGGGAAACAAGUCAGACAAGAGCUUCAAAGCAGCUUUGAAAAAGGAGGAGCAGGAGGAGCCGGUGGCUGUGACUUCAGUGCACGACACAGAGGAGGAAGAAGACAUGCUGAGAGAUUACUUCCAGCUGAAUGUGAAGCUGGGAGAUCUGUACGAGGAGUGGGGAGCAGCAGAUCCCCACUUUAAAUGCAUUGCAGACGUCUUCACAGGUGUGCGAAUGCUGCGCCAGGACCCCACCGAAUGCCUGUUUUCCUUCAUCUGUACCUCCAACAACCACAUCUCUCGCAUCCAGGGCAUGGUGGAGAGGCUGUGCCAGGCUCUGGGUGCCCCACUGUGCCAACUGGAUCAAACCUCUUAUCACAACUUUCCUUCCCUUUCUGCGCUUGCAGACAGCAGUGUGGAGGCGUGUCUCAGGGAUCUCGGUUUUGGAUACAGGGCUCGCUUCCUUCAGCAGAGUGCAAAGCAAAUUUUGGACACCCACGGGCUCCAGUGGCUUGAAGGUCUACGCGGUGUCCCGUAUGUGCAGGCCCGUGAUGCUCUGCGUACCCUCCCUGGUGUGGGCACCAAGGUGGCAGACUGUGUAUGUCUGAUGUCCCUGGAUAAGGCAGAGGCCGUCCCCAUAGACACACACGUGUGGCAGAUUGCAAAACGUGAUUACAACUAUGCUUCUGGCAACGCACAAAAAAGCAUCACAGAUAAACUCCACAGAGAUAUUGGGGAUUUUUUCAGAAAGCUUUGGGGUCCUUAUGCUGGCUGGGCACAGUCGGUGUUAUUCUGUGCGGACCUUAAGAAGUUCCAAAAGCUGAAAGAAAUGCCAGAUCUGAAGCAGCCACUGAAAGAGGAAAAAGGUGGAGGAAAAAUGAGGGUAGCAUACAAGAAAACAAAAAUUAAGACAGAAGAAGAUGAAACUGUGAAGGCCAUGGAAACUAAGUCAGCAGGUCGCAAGAAAGCAAAGGUGUCUGUCUAGAAUGAUAUGACACACACAAACACACUUCAUACACAAGGACUUGGAUUACAACACGACACAUCAUGCACAAACUUUGUGCAGCUUCAUUUAAAAAAAUUAACUUUAAUAAAACAUAUAAAAGAUUUAUUGGUCGGGAACAUUUAACAACAACAAAUAGUAUAAAAAGAUUCUCAGGGUUUUAUAUAUUUUUAUGUUGUUUACUGUCUAUGCUCCUAUGAGUUCACUAAAGUACAAAUACAGGCAUUUGUAGGUUUUUUUUUA
Molecule: messenger RNA, 1843 nt
Organism: Larimichthys crocea (large yellow croaker)
Lineage: Eukaryota; Metazoa; Chordata; Actinopteri; Sciaenidae
Gene: ogg1
Product: 8-oxoguanine DNA glycosylase
Exons: 7
Coding region: 335-1582 (415 amino acids)
Biological process (GO): nucleotide-excision repair; base-excision repair, AP site formation; base-excision repair
Cellular component (GO): nucleus
Molecular function (GO): 8-oxo-7,8-dihydroguanine DNA N-glycosylase activity; damaged DNA binding
Source: RefSeq, a predicted model, not a curated record